Molecule: messenger RNA, 1932 nt
Organism: Diospyros lotus (date-plum)
Lineage: Eukaryota; Viridiplantae; Streptophyta; Magnoliopsida; Ericales; Ebenaceae
Product: serine carboxypeptidase 24-like
Exons: 9
Coding region: 321-1712 (463 amino acids)
Biological process (GO): brassinosteroid mediated signaling pathway; proteolysis
Molecular function (GO): serine-type carboxypeptidase activity
Source: RefSeq, a predicted model, not a curated record
UCAACUGCAAUGUUUAUAAUUAUAUAUAUAUAUUAGUUUUCCUUCUGUUUGUUGCCUUUAUAUAUAAUCACCAUUUUCACACGCAAGGAUCACAGCUUAGCCCAGUUUAAUGCAGCUCAAUUUGCUCUGUGACUCCAGCUCAUCUCUCUCUCUCCCUCUCUGAGAAGAGAGAUAGGAGUAAAUGAAACAAAGUUAGAGACAAAGUCUACCAUUAUUGCUCCACCAAUAUCUUCGCAGAGUUCCCCCCGUAUUAGUGUAUCUUCCAGAGAGAGAGAGAGAGAGAGAGAGAGAGAGAGAGAGAGAUCAGGUUGCAGGUAGCCAUGUCUGCCUGGAGAAGGUCUCUGAUUUUCUUGAGCUUCCUCUUCUGUUCAGCCACCACCAUUGUUGCUGUAACUAAGCCACAAGAGAUGGACAGAAUUGCAGCCCUUCCCGGCCAGCCGGCGGUGACGUUUUCCCAGUUUUCUGGCUACAUUACCGUCCACAGGCAACAAGGCCGGGCCCUCUUUUACUGGUUCACAGAAGCUGCCGCCGAGCCGGAGAGGAAGCCUCUCGUUCUUUGGCUCAAUGGAGGACCAGGGUGUUCAUCCAUAGCUUAUGGAGCAUCAGAGGAAAUAGGACCAUUUCGGAUCAACAAAACUGGUUCAUCUCUCUAUCUCAGCAGCUACUCUUGGAAUCAAGAGGCAAAUCUUCUUUUCCUGGAGUCUCCCGCCGGCGUCGGUUUCUCGUACACAAAUACAAGCUCCAACCUCCUGGAUUCCGGCGACAAGAGAACCGCUCAAGAUGCUCUAGUUUUUCUCGUCAGAUGGUUCUCAAGGUUCCCUCAAUACAAGCACAGAGACUUCUACAUUGCCGGGGAGAGCUAUGCCGGGCAUUAUGUUCCUCAGCUGGCCAAGAAAAUUCAUGAUUAUAACAAAGCCUAUUCUCAUCCAAUCAUCAACCUCAAAGGAUUCAUCGUGGGGAAUGCAGUAACAGACACCUACUACGACAACGUAGGAACAGUGACAUUCUGGUGGAGCCAUUCCAUGAUCUCCGACAGAUCCUACAAUUCCAUCCUCAAAAACUGCAACUUCACAGCCGACAAAUACUCCCAGCGCUGCGACGACGCUUUGAACUAUGCCAUGAACCAUGAGUUCGGCGACAUCGAUCAGUACAGCAUCUACACCCCUACUUGCGAGGCAGCGCCCAAGAACGAGACACCAACCCGCCUCCUUCGGCUCGGUAACACGCUCGUACGUCGUAGGGUUUCUGGUUACGAUCCCUGCACCGAAAACUACGCCGAGAAGUAUUACAACCGGCCCGACGUUCAAAAGGCUUUGCAUGCAAAUACGACCGCCGCCAUUCCAUAUAAAUGGACUGCUUGCAGUGAUGUCCUCAUAAAGAACUGGAAGGACUCCCAAGCUUCUAUGCUGCCCACAUACAAGGAGUUGAUUGCAGCUGGGCUUAGAAUUUGGGUGUUCAGUGGAGACACAGAUUCAGUGGUACCAGUGACAGCCACCAGGUUCUCCUUGAACCAUCUCAAUCUCACUGUCAAGACCCCAUGGUAUCCCUGGUACUCCGGCCACCAGGUGGGAGGCUGGACAGAGGUGUAUGAUGGAUUAACCUUUGCCACAGUGAGAGGAGCUGGACAUGAAGUUCCUCUGCUUCAGCCCAAGAGAGCCUUCCUUCUCUUCCAUUCAUUCUUGAAUGGCAAAAAAUUACCUCAGAAACCAUAACCAUGGGAUUGACAAGCAGCUGCAAGCCCUUUUCAGAACUAAAAUGCCCAUUAAAGCUUGUGGAUUGUGACGAGAAAUUAAUAGGAGAUAAGGAUAUCAUUCAUUCAAAUUUGUAAUUGUAACAUCAAAAGAAAACAUUAUUUCAUUUCAUUUUAUCACAAGCAGGAACUGGUCUAAUACUAUUGUAUCCUUUCAAGGAACAACAUUCUCCACUCUUUUA